AUGCCCACCGGGUCGUGCCAGCGGUGCCGCCAGCCCUUGUCCUUCCCCGCCUCGUCCUCAUCACCGGGUGCGCCCUCGACGACCCGCAGCCAGCCAGGAGCGCACGAGUCGAUCGCAGCACUCUCGCCCUCGACCUACGACCUCCUCUCGGCAUCCGACCGCUUCCCGCCAGCCUCGUCUCCCCACCCUCCUCCCUCGUCGGCACCGCCUCCUCCUCGCACCCCUCACUCUCGCACCAGGGUCCCGCCGAGCCUCGAACCCCUGUACGGCGUCGCCACCAGGCACCCUGUGCAGCGCGCCAACCCGCUCCACCCGCAACCCCAACGCCUCGCCGUCCCCUCGUCGUCCACCUCCGCCUCGACCAGCGCACCUCCUCCUCCGCUCCCGCGCGGUCUCGGCCCGGCAGAGUCGUUCGUCGUCCUCACCGACUCGGUCCUGCGCCCGUCCAACCCGCUCAACGUCCCGUCGUCGCACUCGGCCGCCUCGCACGCCGGCGGCCCGACCGCCACCUCCUCGUCAACCUCGACCUCAACCACCGGCGCCUCGCUCCUCCUCACGCCGCACCUGUCCCAGCUCUCGCACCUCUACUCGCUCCUGUCGGCCACCUCGUCGGUCGACCACCCGCUGUGCACCGAGUGCGUCGAGGUCCUCCUCGCCCUCCUCGCCGCCCACCUCGACGACCUCAAGAAGGAGCGCGACCGCCUCGUCGGCUUCGACAAGGACGUCCAGCGUCGCCGGGACGACGCCGUCAAGCAGGCGGGCGGCAAGGACAUCGACCUGCGGGACCAGCUCGAGCGCGACAUCGCCAAGCUACGCAAGGCCGAGUCGCACGCCAUCGCCGAGCUCAAGGCGGUCGAGCAGCGCAAGGCCGACCUCGCGCACGAGCGCGCCCAGCUCGACGCCGAGGAGUCCCAGCUCGCGCAGGACGAGGCCGACUUCUGGCGCGCCCACUCGCAGUACGUCGUAGAGCGCGACGCCCUGCACGACCGCGCGAGCGCGCUCGAGACGCGGCUCGCGACGGGCACGAGGGAGCUCGACAAGCUGCAGCGCACCAACGUCUACAACGACGCGUUCUGCAUCGGCCAGGAGGCUGGGUUCGGCACGAUCAACGGCUUGCGGCUCGGGCGUCUUCCUGGCAUCUCGGUCGAGUGGCCCGAGAUCAACGCCGCGUGGGGCCACACGCUCCUCCUCCUGUACACGAUGGCGCGCAAGUUUGGCCACCCGGACUUUGACGGCUACCGCCUCGUGCCGUGCGGGAGCUUCUCGUGCAUCGAGCGGCUCGGCGAGAAGGGCGAGGUGGUGCAGGUGCUCGAGCUGUACGGCUCGGGCGACUUUGCCGUGACGCGCCUGCUCCAGAACCGCCGGUUCGACCACGCCAUGGUCGCCUUCCUCGAGUGCCUGCGCCAGCUCAGCGACUGGGUCUGCGCGAGGGACCGCCGGGUCCGCCUGCCGCAUGCCGUCGUAAAGGACCGCAUCGGCGACGUGUCGAUCAAGCUCCAGUUCGGCAGCGACGAGGCAUGGACGAGGGCUUUGCGGCAUGUCCUCCUCGAUCUCAAGAUCCUGCUCGGUCGGGCGUCCCUCUGAGCCCUCGCCCACCGUUCCUCCCUCCCUCUUGUUUCCUCUGCAUCCUUGUUGUCGUACUCG
This is a messenger RNA of Rhodotorula graminis WP1, 1644 nucleotides long. RefSeq lists its product as uncharacterized. Bases 1 to 1584 code for a protein of 527 amino acids. Gene Ontology annotation, cellular component: phosphatidylinositol 3-kinase complex, class III, type II; phagophore assembly site; phosphatidylinositol 3-kinase complex, class III, type I. Gene Ontology annotation, biological process: autophagosome assembly; autophagy; late endosome to vacuole transport. The transcript has 8 exons. Lineage: Eukaryota; Fungi; Basidiomycota; Microbotryomycetes; Sporidiobolales; Sporidiobolaceae. The record is from RefSeq and is a predicted model, not a curated record.